Emiliania huxleyi CCMP1516 is the source of this 1143-nucleotide messenger RNA. RefSeq lists its product as hypothetical. NCBI's taxonomy places the organism in Eukaryota, Haptophyta, Isochrysidales, Noelaerhabdaceae. The record is from RefSeq and is a predicted model, not a curated record. Bases 1 to 1143 code for a protein of 380 amino acids. The transcript is spliced from 2 exons.
AUGGUCUGCCCGCUGGACCUCGCUCUCACCGGAACCGCGUGGGCUCGCUUUCUGAACGAGCUGCUCACGUGCGGGCUCCUCGACGCGGCCCCCUUCUCCUCUUCGGCUGCACUACAGCUGGCGAUCGACCGCCUCGAUGUGUCGCCAGCGGCGCUGGAGGUGAAGGAGCCCGAUCUCCUCCCGGUGGGGGGCCUCGCCGCCGCGGCCGCGCUGGCGGGGGAUGCUGCUCAUGCGCAGCGCGGGGCGCCUCGCCGAGCCAGCGCCGCGGCGUCUGCGGCGAGGCCGGCGGCGGCUGCGCGCGCGGCCCUCGCGCCAUGCCUCGCCCCGCUGGCCUGCACCCCGCUCUCCACCCUAGAGGUCGAGGGGGACGCGCCGUGGACCGUGAUCGCCUACCUCUCCGGCAUGCUCGGCCCCUGCCUUGGGCAGACCGAGCGCGAUCGCGCGGGGUCGCAGGUGCAGCUCGGCGCCCACCUUCUCGCCAGCGGCUGCAUCUCCGCGUACGGCCUCCCCCCGAGUGCUAACCCGCAACUACUGGCGAGCUAUUUUAAGGACUACGUGCUCGCGCUGGAGGGCGCGCUGCCCCCUUCGCUCUGCGCCCCCAACGCUGCGGGGCCGCAGUGGCUGGAGGAGGCGCGCGAUGCGGCGACCUACUUGCGCGACGACGCUGGCCGCCGCAGCGUCGAGGAUAAGCGCCUCUACCUGCUCGCCCCCGGCGCCCCGCUCCUGUUCUCAGUCCUCGGCGACGUCCGGCGGGGGGGGGAAGCGCGCGACCUCGUGUUCGCCCUCGCCACCGCGCUCCUGCCGGACGCGCGCAUGAGUGAGCCGUCGGCAACCAUGGCACGCUGGCUUCGCUUCGCUAACACGCUGGGGGCGCUCGAGCUCCUCGCCGCCGACGUCUGCGCCGCGGCGGCAGCGCGCCCGCAUUGCCUGGCGCCCGACGAUUUGGCCCGCCAGUUCAUCCUGCUCUGUCGCGGGCGCUUCACCUCUUCGUCGACCGCGCUCGCUCGCCGGCCAGUCCCUGGCGCGGUCGCUACCGCCGACGGCGGCUCGGCGAGCGGCGCUGGCGCGCGCCUCGCUCGGGCUCGUUCGCGCCGCGGCGGCAGCGCGCCCGCAUUUUGCCUGGCGCCCGACGAUUUGUCCUGA